GACAAAGUAGUGCUAACUGUCGCGCGCGGAUUCCAGGCAUGGCCGUCGAGUAUGCAUACUGGAACUUCGUUGAAAGCCAUCCGGGGCAUCGUCCAGCGUCGCGUCGUGAUCAGGAGGACGCGUUGGAAUUUUUGGCCUGGUGUUUCACGGACACUCUCUUUGCACCUAACGGGAAGCCAGCCUCCGUUCCAUUCACUCGCGAAGAAUGCAAGGAAUUGCUAGAUCUUUUCCGUUCUAUCGAACCCAUCAUCGGCGGUCGCGCCACGAUGCUCAAAACUCGCAUAGUUGCAAAGAUCCUGCUACGCAACUUGCAAUGGCGUCAACAGCUCUACUCAGCUUCCAAGAGCCAAACGCCACUGAUAUCCGGUGCACAAGAUGUUGGCACCCUGUCGGGUUUUCCGAUGCCCCCCGUCUCAGCGGCCGACGAACGGGACGUGGGGGCAAAUGAGGGUGAAGACGUCGGACGCGGUCGACCCAACAGCGGGACCUCACGUACACUUCCGGUCCCCCCACAAGCCGGAUUUGUCAAAGGAAGCAUCAAUCUCGUGGCCACACUGUUCCUGACAGCCACUCGCGUGUUCCUUUGGCUGCCCUCUAAAGGUUUACAAGCGGUGUCCUCUGCCGCUCGAGCCUCGGGCGUGGCCUCAGUUGCGUAUUCGGCAUCCCACCUCGCGAUGGAUGUUCUAGGCAUCAAAGACCCCAACCAUCCAAAGCCGUCAGCAGUAAAUAGACGGAGUUCUGCUGAUCGUCUGCCCCCAGGAGAGUCCGAAGACGAUGAAGCUAGGAGCCAUUUGCUAAAGACACACCGCCGGAGCGAUUCUGUUUCUUAUUCCCUAGCCCUGUUCACUCAUCCCGACCCACGGCAGUCCGGUUCGCAGACUCUGAUUAGCCCAUCUUACGCAAUCGCCGGCUCCUUUCAGCUGGUUCUCGUCAUCUGGACCCUAAUUGCGAUCUUCACAGUUGCCUGCGUCUUGGGCCUUUUACGAUCUUUGGGCCACGUUUGGAAAGACGAGGUCUACAUCCCCCGUAUGAGAGGCAUGAUCCACUCUGGAGCGAUCCACCGUCACGUUAAACAGCCCCAAUGGGGAGCAUGACUUCUCUACGUACCUAUGCCCCACCCUGUACUCAUGGUCUGCGCCUGCCUCUUCCAUCUUUACACCCCUUCUCUUUCUCUCUAACUCUAGGGUAAUCUCCUUGCGUUAGGUAUCUAUUCCCCCGCGUUGUGCCUGAUUAUCAUAUGAUUCUUGUACAUCCUCAGCAAUGCCAGUCAUGAUCUUAUGAUCGUAUAAUAAGAAUGAAUUGUCGCGUGAAAA
This is a messenger RNA of Cantharellus anzutake, 1313 nucleotides long. RefSeq lists its product as uncharacterized. The record is from RefSeq and is a predicted model, not a curated record. NCBI's taxonomy places the organism in Eukaryota, Fungi, Basidiomycota, Agaricomycetes, Cantharellales, Hydnaceae. The coding region runs from base 39 to 1094 and encodes 351 amino acids. The transcript has 5 exons.